AUGAAUAUUUCUCCGUCCUAUUCGGAUUUAACCGGUACACAUUAUUUACAAACGAUUAAUUGUUCAUCACCGUCAUUGUACAUCUCUCAAGGUCCUUAUCUAUUUAGUCACCAUUGGCCAUUUACAUCGAUUACAAUUGAAUACGAAAAGCAAGUGUCUCGAGGAACGUGUUAUCGAGAUGGAUCACUGUAUUUCACUUUGAAUACGAAUAAAAUCUGUUCGGGAAUUUAUUAUGCUGGACAAGCGAAGCUUUUAUGUCAGAAUGGUAAUGAUGAUUAUUGUGUAAUUCGAAUGAAAACAACGGAUGAUCGUCCGUUAACGUGUGAAAGUUCAAAAGUCAAAUCAAUGACAAUCAGAUCAAUCGGACUUAUCAUUUUUCUGCUAUUCAUUUCCUACUAA
Messenger RNA from Adineta ricciae, 399 nucleotides. The record is from the annotation of a GenBank genome assembly. NCBI's taxonomy places the organism in Eukaryota, Metazoa, Rotifera, Eurotatoria, Adinetida, Adinetidae.